AGAAUGACUCAUUUGAAAGACUACGUACUUGUCUUGUUUUUUUCUUUUUCUUUUUUUGUUUUACGGUUCACCGGGUUUACAUGCAUUGUAUGGCGUCGGAAGAAGCAUAGAUGUUUGAUUUAGCAGGGUGUUUUGGAUCUCUUGUUCCCCCUUUCAGGUGUUCUACUGUUUUGUGUUUGAUAGCGUCGGAUUUUAUUGCAUGGCAACGAGGACUUCUGUUAUUUCUUAUUGUGAUUGAACAUUGCUGCUGCUUCUUUACAUAUGUGACGUGCUUUGAAGUGAUUAAUACACCGGUUUUACCACCCGCCCUAGGGCAUUGUCACAAGAGUUUAAGGAUACAACAACCAGACUAAACCAAGAGAAACAUAUACGUCAAUACUACUUUAAUAAGGUAGUAAAUUUGUACUCAUGAACAUCUUAU
Messenger RNA from Aspergillus welwitschiae, 421 nucleotides. RefSeq lists its product as uncharacterized. The coding region runs from base 111 to 353 and encodes 80 amino acids. The transcript has a single exon. The record is from RefSeq and is a predicted model, not a curated record. Lineage: Eukaryota; Fungi; Ascomycota; Eurotiomycetes; Eurotiales; Aspergillaceae.